AUGUGGCAUUAAUAGAGAUUGAUCAAGGAAUAGGUAGCAAUUUGAUUUUAGCCUUUUAAAGAAAAUAGAUAGAUAGCGCUGCAAAUUCAAAAUUAAAGAAAAAACUUAUGAAAUGACCAAAAAGCCCCUGAAGUGUAACAAGCUUUUCUUCCCCUCCUCUCCCAAUUCUUGAAAAAUUGAGUUAGUUCUGCAAAAACAGUAGGGAAAUCAUAAAUGAGCAGAAAUGGAUGGUGAAGAAAGCAACUACCUCCAAAAAAUCCAUCAGGAAGACAUCAUCUGCAACUCGAUGCAACACCUCUCCACCGCCUCCGACCCACUUCCCUCCGCCAAGAGACACUCUGCUCUAUACCGUUCAUCUCUUCUAGAACCCCUUCCCAAAAGGCCCACUCUCAGCCCCCCUUCCUCCAUCUAUUCUCCGCCCACCAUCACCAAUUCCGCGGCGGCGCCUCCACAAUUCUCGGAAAUUCCUCCAAUCAAGAACCAUCCGAUGUCGACUGUAAGUGUCGAUCAAGAAUCUGAAUCACACCCGCUUCAAGAAAUUGCGCCAAUUUUCGCUCCGGUCCCCCUCUUCAACCAGAUCGCCGGUACCCCGCCACGCCCACCUGCCAAGAGGGACUUUUUCAGGUCUCCCGCCUCCGGCGAGAAUCCCACUGCAAAGAAGUUGAAGAGGAUGAAGGAGCGGCUAAGAGAGAUGAGAGAGUGGUGGAAUCAAGUCGCCACCGAAGACGAGGACGAGGAGGAGUGCGAGGAAGAAACGCAAAAUCCGUCACAAGAAGCCGUGUUUGUGGAGAAGAGUGGAGAAUGCCUAGUCCUACAUUUCAAGUGCCCAUGUGGUGAUGGCUACCAGAUUUUGCUUUCUGGCAACAACCUCUACUACAAGCUCACAAAUUUCCGAGACCGCUGAGAUGGAUUGAUCGAACAUCUUCCCACGAAAUCUUUGAUCUAGACCUCAUACAUAACUUGUGAUUAGCUUGGCUGUGCAAAGAAUUUUUCUAGGAUACUCUGAUUCAAUGCCAAUUAUUUUGCUUGCUUA
This is a messenger RNA of Salvia splendens (bonfire salvia), 1033 nucleotides long. RefSeq lists its product as uncharacterized. The record is from RefSeq and is a predicted model, not a curated record. Lineage: Eukaryota; Viridiplantae; Streptophyta; Magnoliopsida; Lamiales; Lamiaceae. The transcript is spliced from 3 exons. Bases 224 to 904 code for a protein of 226 amino acids.